Messenger RNA from Lutra lutra (Eurasian river otter), 4711 nucleotides. Its product is annotated as probable G-protein coupled receptor 141. The coding region runs from base 202 to 1089 and encodes 295 amino acids. Gene Ontology annotation, cellular component: membrane. The transcript has 2 exons. Gene Ontology annotation, biological process: G protein-coupled receptor signaling pathway. The record is from RefSeq and is a predicted model, not a curated record. Lineage: Eukaryota; Metazoa; Chordata; Mammalia; Carnivora; Mustelidae. Gene Ontology annotation, molecular function: G protein-coupled receptor activity; oxysterol binding.
UCAUCAUUCAUAGCUCACCCCAAGAUUUCUCUUGACGCUUGUCAUUGCUGGAGUCUUGAUUCCAGCUACAUGUUCUUGUUGCCUGCCCUGAUGUGGAUGACCCAUAAAUAAGCAGCGUGCCCUGAGUGUUCCAGCAGAACCAAAUCCUAAGAGGAAAAAGGAUUGCGAGUUUACGGUCUUCUAAGCAUUUUGUGGCGAUACAUGGAGUCCAACAAUAUGACCACCCUGCCAAACGCCUCAAACACAGAGCAAGGCCACUGCAAGGGACACUGCAGGAUGAUUUUGAUAACACUCUACAGCAUGGUUUUGCUUGGAGGCACCACGGGGAUAGUACUGAUGUCACGUAUGAUGUGCAAAAGGAAAAGCCAAUCCAUGAUUGCCAUGAUCAUUCUCAAUAUCAUAGUGCUACACUCAGUCCUCCUGGUCAGCCUCCCGUUUCGCCUCAGCUAUUAUAUCUUAGGGGUGUGGGAGUUCGGAUCCUUUCUCUGCCGACUGGUCAGCAGCAUAAUAUACGGUCAUAUGUACUUCACCUUUGUUUUCUAUGUGGCCAUUGUCAUACUCCGAUUGCUCGUCUAUUUUAAGAAACUCCAAAUGCAAAAGUUGCAAAAAUACCACAUGGUAGUAUUAAGCAUUGUUAUUUGGACCACAGGCAGCCUUGUUUUUUGGCCAAUAUUACUUUUACAAUAUGGCAUACAUCCAAGCUACUCAGAAAAACCACGGUGCUUUGAGUUCUACAAAGAUCUCAACCGGGGGGAACUCAUUAUCUUGAACUACUCUAUGAUUGUCAUUAUGAUCUCAACAGUUGUUAUACUCUUUCUGAUAGAGAUGGGUGUCAUUGUUCAACUGAUAAAAGCUUUCUGGCCUGACAUGUGGGCACAUCAAGACUAUAGGGCUCAAAUCAAGAGCUUCUUCUUCCUCCUAGUAAUAGUGGUCUGUUUUAUACCCCAUCACGUAUUCCGGGUACAUUUCAUUCAAAAUUACUCAGAGAUAGACAAUUCUGAGUUAGUUCUUUAUAAUGAAAUUUUUGUUGCUUUGACUACUGUCUGUUGCCUGGAUAUGGUGUGUUUCAUAGGUGGGGUUAUCCAUUAAAUACUCCUUGUCCCUCACUUUGUAGUUGGUUUUUUACCAUUGUGACAAAACAGUUUCAAAUGAACAACUGCUACUAUGAUUUCAAAAUUUUUCAAAUUCUCAGCUCUUAAUUGUCACCGGAAUUAUUUUUCCAUGAAAAGGUUAUGAAGACCAAUUGUCCCCCUCUUCUUGGGUGAUCUGUUCUCCCUGAACUGUAUAUUCACUUACCAUAGCUCUACCCAAGUUGACCCCAAACAUCCUUUCCAGACUCAACUGCUACCUCUUUUUCAUGCAGUACUUACUCCUGCUGAGCACAACCACGGGCCUUUCCUACUCAACAGUCCAGCCUGUUCUCUUUGCCUUUGUUAUUGCUGAGCUUUGAUCUUAGAAUGUUCUUUCCCUCCUUCUCCAAACUAUCUCUUCUUUAAGGUCUAGAGAAUUUGAAGACAUGGACUCUAGAGCCUUAACUUAUUCAACUUAUGCUCAACCUGAUAUACGUGCCUCUUGAAAAUGACCGAUAGUCAGCGAAGAUAUGGCAGCUGGCCAUAGUAUUUGGAGGAAAGAACUAAGUUUAGUAGUCAAUAGACUUGACUAUUGGAAGGAAACAUGUCCAGGAUUGCUGGAGCGUUAAUAUGGCUUGAUUCUGACUAAGACUUUGUAGGUACUCAGGAAGUAGAGAAUGCCUCCCAGAUUGACAUUUCCAGAUAUGGAUCCAUUAAGCAGGAAAAGAAAUUGGAAAAGGUGGAAAGCAGCUGGUCUUAGUCAAAGCAUGCUAUACUAGACUACAUUAGACUCUAUUAGAUCCCAAACUUUUGAGAGUGUGGGACUGUUUUUAAGCUUAUCCAAGGCACCCUAUAUGAACAAGUAAUAUUACAUAAUGAAAAUCAACUCUGGUAUCAGUUAAAUGCAAUAGAAAUAACCAAGACAAGCAACCUGGAUUGAGAUAAAUAGAAUACAAGUUGGUUGUCUUGGUUAUUUUUGAUAAUAGAAUUUAUCAAAUUAUUUUUGAUCAAUAGAAUCGCAGUUGGUUGUCUUGGUUAUUUUUAUUGUGUUAGUUGAUACUUACCUGACAUAGAAAUUGAAAUGCCCUUAUUCUUUGCUUAUAAUAAUGCUACCUUUGAUAUUAAAUUUUAAUGAAUCAAAUAACCAAACCCUUACUGGCUAACAAGACAGCAUAGUUAAUACAAAAGAAUUUGAGAGUCAUCCACACAUGUGGAUUCAAAGGUUUUUGGUAACUAUGGAAUCAUGGAUGAGGUAUUUAUAAUCUCUGAGCCCCAGUAUCCCAUGUGACAGGGUUUGGGUAAAGGUGAAACAAGACAGAAGCAUGUGUUAAGUUGUGUUACAGCGCCAGGCAUGUGAUCCUCAGGAUAACAUUACGUAUUUUCCAAAUCCAGCGACACUUUUUAUAAAUAAUUUUAAAAUAGAUUCAAAAUGUUGAUUCAUGUAAAAAUAGACUUUAGAGGCUCAGAUGGUAUUCGUCAAUGUUAAUUUCAUGCUUUAUGUAAUUAUUAAGUCGGUAACUAAAUGGAUGCUUAUUCUUAUUUUUGCCUAUAACACUUAUGAUUAUUCUAUUAUUAUUUAUAAUACUUAAAAUACUAUAGAAGAACCAUUUUAUAAACCUGCUUAUAAAACAGGAACAAGAUAAAUAGCAGUGCACUUCAAUUACAUGUAGUCACUUUUUAAGGGGAUAUGAUAUGUCCUGAGUAACUUCAAGAUUGUGAUUGAUUGUGUAACUUAAGCUUACCACUUUGUUGGGUUCCAUGAUUUCCUUUUAAUAUUGUGGGCAGCGGAGCUAAGGAAGCCUCUGAUAAGCUCUGCCUGAUAUUCCUGCCCCUGUGCAAUCUCCCCUUUUACUACUGACUUCUUAUGAAUGAAAUAGGGCAGAGCAAAGAGGUAUCAUUUCCAGUUUUAGGUUAUAAAAGGACUAUGGCUUCCAUCUAGGGCAUCCUUUCUCUCCUUUGUGUUGUCUCUUGGAUUGCUUCACCCUGGAGGAAACCAUCUGCCAUGUCAUGGGGCAGCACAAGUGGCAAAGAGUCAAUACCUUCUAACAACCACGUGAGUGAGCUUGGGAAUGGAUCUCCUGAGACCUGCCAGUACACAUGCAGCGAGCUCAGAAGCAAAUCCCCUCCUAUUUGAGUCUUGAGGUGAUGGCAGCCCUGGCUGGCAUUUGAGUGCAACUUCACUGAGAGACCCUGAGCCUGAACCACUCAGCUAAUCUGCUCCUAGAUUCCUACCAUGAAACAAUGAGACAAUGAAUGUUGUCUUCACCUAGUAAGUUUCAGAAUAAUGUAUUACACAGUAAUAGGUAACAAAUAAGUAAGCGAGUUAUUUACACCUGUGGAAUGCUGACACAUAAGGCACUUGUGUCUGAGAUUUACAUCCACUUGUUAGUUCCUGCCUGUUCCAGGUGUUCAUGAUAACAAGAAAUAUCAUUGCCCGUUUUCUAAGUCAAUAAGAACUGUGUCUGGUAUUGUAUAAGCUUUGCUUCUACCCCUAAAGAAUAGAUGAUAUUACAUGGAAAUACACUGGAGUGGUUUUAGGGUGAAGACUGCAAAGGGGACAGCUGGGGAGUGGGUAGGAAUUUCUCUUUGUUAGUCAUACUGAGGUAUGGAUUACGGGCGCUCUGAGUGUGGUUCCUAGAUCCCCACCUGCAGGAGCAGUAUCUGGGACCUUAUUAAAAAUGCAAAUUCUUGAGCUCUACCUGUGACCUACUGAUUCAGAAAUUGUAGAUGUGGAACCCAGUGAUUAUGCGUUUUAACGAGCCCUCUAGGUGAUUCUGAUGUGAGAAUCACCUAGAUUCUCAUGAUGUAAUAUCAUCUAUUCUUUAGGGGUAGAAUCGCUGCCCUAGAUACACUUGAUAGAUUAAAAAUGGACACAAAUUCUUUGGCACGGCUCCCACUGUGAGAUGGAAUCUCUUUCCCUUCCCCUUCCCUGGGAGUGGAAUUUGCGAAUGCGCCAACCAACAGAACAGAGGAGAAAGGACCCUGCCAUUUCCCAGAAGUGGGCCUUAAGAAACUGGAAACCUUCAUUUCCCCUUCCUUGGAACACUUGCUCUUGGAGUCUGAACUGUCAUGGAAGAAGUUUGACUUCCCUGCUGGGGAGAACACGUGGAGAUGUCUGUGAUGGACGGCUGGAGAUGAAGGGGAGAUGAGCUCAGAGAAGCCCAGUCUUUCAGCCAAAGCACCAGGCAUGGGAACGAAACUGCUUGGGCUCGCCAGACCACCCCGCUGCCGUGGAGCUGCCACCAUGUGAUCCCAGUCCCCUUCAGCCGGUGUGGAGAAAUUGCCCACUCAGUCCUGCCUGAAUUCCUGAUCCACACAACUGAGAGAUAUAAUGAAAUGAUUGUGUUAACCAUAUUAAAAAAUGAAAAAGAAACAAAUGAAGUUGAAUUGAAUAAUAUGAUUUAUGUGACCCAUUCUAUCCCAAAUAUUAUCAUUUAAAGAAACAAUCAAUAUAAAAAUUAUUAAUGAGAUUUUUUUUACAUUCUUUUAUUCCUAUUAAGCUCUUCAGAAUCUGGUGUGUAUUUGAGGCUUGCUCUGAGUAGCUGCAUUUCAGUGGUCACACAUGGCUCAUGGUCAAUAUAUUGGACAGCACAGAUCGGCAUCACCCAGAGAUCAUUUGGAGAUGUUAUCUGAGGAUCCUU